This is a messenger RNA of Apiotrichum porosum, 834 nucleotides long. RefSeq lists its product as uncharacterized. Gene Ontology annotation, cellular component: fungal-type vacuole; vacuolar membrane. The transcript is spliced from 5 exons. Gene Ontology annotation, molecular function: L-cystine transmembrane transporter activity. Bases 1 to 834 code for a protein of 277 amino acids. NCBI's taxonomy places the organism in Eukaryota, Fungi, Basidiomycota, Tremellomycetes, Trichosporonales, Trichosporonaceae. The record is from RefSeq and is a predicted model, not a curated record. Gene Ontology annotation, biological process: L-cystine transport.
AUGGUCGGCUUCUGGGAGGUGGCCAGUGCCGCUUGUGGUGUCAUCUACCUCACGGCAUGGUCUUCUUCUUUCUAUCCCCAGAUCAUCCUCAACCACCGCCGUAGAAGCACACUCGGUUUCUCGCCCGACUUUGCCCUCGUGAACCCGAUCGGCUUCUUCUGUCUGACGGUCUGGUGCUGGGGCGCCUUUUUCUCCAAGACUGCGCGCGAACAGUACGCUGAGCGUCACCAUGGCCACCACCCGCAGGUCUCCAUCUCGGACCUUGCGUUUUCGAUGCACGCCCUCGUGCUCUCGACCAUUACUCUGAUCCAGAGUGCGUGGUACUUCCACCGUCACAGGCAGCAGCGCAAGAACCCCACGCCCGGCGAGUCGCACCCUCUCCUCCAGAAGGAGCCGGACAUGUCCGCAGCGCCGACUGCGCCGCACACGGCCACGCAGGUCGGGCUCGUGCUCAUUGCCCUGGUCACGCUUUAUGAGAUUACCAGCUUGGCGAUGGGCAGGACACAAUUGCUCGACUUUCUGUACUAUGCGUCAACGAUCAAACUUGUCAUCACUACCAUCAAGUACCUGCCCCAGGCCUACUUGAACUAUAGGAUCAAGACUGUCAUUGGCUUUGCUAUUUCGACCAUCUUCCUUGACAUUACUGGCGGUCUCUUCUCCCUCCUUCAACUUGUCAUCAGCUCCGUCUUCAUUGACCAAGCCCCGUCCGGUAUCUGGGCCAACCCCGGCAAGCUCGGCCUGUCGCUCUUGACGCUUGGGUUUGACACGGUCUUCAUUUUGCAGAAGUAUGUCUUCUACCCCGAGGAAGAGGAGUACGACGAGGACGAUGAGUAG